AUGAGUGAACAGGAGGUCACUUAUUCAACUGUGAGAUUUCACAAGUCUUCAGGGUUGCAGAAUCAAGUGAUGCCUGAGGAGACUCAAGGACCCGGAGAAACAGGCCACAGAGAGUGCUCUGUGCCCUGGCAGCUCAUUGGGAUAGCUCUUGGAAUCCUCUGUUCCCUUCUGCUUGUAACUGUUGCAGUGUUGAUGAUACACAUUUUUCAGUAUAGUCAAGAAAACCAUGAACUACAGGAACCUCUAAACUGCCCCCAUAACUGCAGCACCAUGCAAAGUGACAUCGACUUAAAGGAAGAACUGCGGAGAAAUAAGUCUACAGAGUGUAGUGCAGGCAAUGCUCUUCUGGAAUCCCUCCACAGAGAACAGAACAGAUGGUACAGAGAAACCAAGGCUGUUUUAGCUCCUUUGCAGCACACAGGCAGUGGAGUUGAAAUACACUGGUUCUGCUAUGGCAUAAAAUGUUAUUAUUUCAUCAUGGACAGAAAAACAUGGAGUGUAUGUAAACAAACCUGCCAGGACUCCAGCUUAUCCCUUCUGAAGAUAGAUGAUGAGGAUGAACUGAAGUUCAUUCGGCACAAGUUUACUCCAGAUAGUUACUGGAUUGGAUUGUCAUAUGACAACAAAAAAAGGGAGUGGUUAUGGAUUGACAAUGGCCCAUCCAAACUUGACUUGAAAAUAAAGAAAGCCAAUUUUAAGCCUGGAGGAUGUGUAUUUUUAUCUAAAGCAAGACUAGAAAAUACUAACUGUGAAAAUUCCUAUCCCUGUAUUUGUGGGAAGAGACUGGAUAAAUUCCCUGAUUAA
This is a messenger RNA of Mastomys coucha (southern multimammate mouse), 804 nucleotides long. RefSeq names its product killer cell lectin-like receptor 5. The transcript has 6 exons. Lineage: Eukaryota; Metazoa; Chordata; Mammalia; Rodentia; Muridae. Bases 1 to 804 code for a protein of 267 amino acids. The record is from RefSeq and is a predicted model, not a curated record.